Molecule: messenger RNA, 2189 nt
Organism: Exophiala viscosa
Lineage: Eukaryota; Fungi; Ascomycota; Eurotiomycetes; Chaetothyriales; Herpotrichiellaceae
Product: major facilitator superfamily domain-containing protein
Exons: 6
Coding region: 473-1969 (498 amino acids)
Biological process (GO): transmembrane transport
Cellular component (GO): membrane
Molecular function (GO): transmembrane transporter activity
Source: RefSeq, a predicted model, not a curated record
CACAGGUUUCGACCAGGGAGUUUUUCCACAAUCAUUUCCUCCUUUUGAUAUUCGGUCUCCCUCCGGUAUGCAAAAUGAGGUCGGGAAGGGUUUUAGUCUGUCUGCGGCGUUCGUGCCGCGCCAAAAAGACGACCACAUGGGUUUGACGUUUUGUUGUCGAACGUCUAGGCGAUCUCGAUCCAGGAACGACAUUUGCACGUGGUGAGGAUCAGUACUCUCAAUUCGUCUGAUGGGUCUAUUCUUUAGUGCAGCCAUAAAUCCGUGUCGCUAUAUCGACUACGGUGCUGGACCGACGUCCAGUAAGGCUGGGCUACUUGCCAGAUCAGCUUUGCGUGUAGCUUGGAGACAUGUAUAUUAAGGCAUAUCAGUCUUGGAAGAUGUGACUUGUUACUCGGCCAGGCACUAACGAGCUCAAGCAAAGACAGCAACGACAUCGAACAGUCUACACGAUUCGACAUCAACAGAACUCACAAUGCUCGACACGAAGUCUUACUUCUCCAACUUGAAGUUUCUGCUGGUGGCAGGUGUUGGUCUCUUUGGUGAUGGGUACCUCAAUAUCAGUAUCGGACUUGUUGUCCCAAUGCUCGGUUACCUGUACUAUUCGGAUGAGAAGAACACUAUCCCUACCUUCUCCGGAGACUUGAUCAAAGCUGGUCUUGCUAUCGGCAUGGUCUGCGGUCAGAUUGGUUUCGGAGUGUUCGGUGAUGCUCUGGGCCGUCACCGCAUCUACGGCAAAGAACUCAUGAUUACAAUCUUCGGCACGUUCAUGGUUAUCAUGAUGCCUUGGGGCCAUAUUCAGCAUCAUGAUGUGGUUGCGUGGAUGACCGUCUUCCGCAUCGUAACUGGCUUUGGGAUCGGAGGAGACUACCCAAUGACUUCUUCCUUGUCUGCGGAACAUAACCCGACGGGAUCACGAGCGAAGAUGGUCCUCGCAGUCUUCAGUUGUAUCGGCACUGGAAGUAUGACUUCUGCAAUCGUCUACGUGAUCCUGCUGGCAGCCUUCAAAUCCUCGAUCAAUGAAAACAUUCAUCACCUCCAAUGGGUCUGGCGACUGCUCUUUGGUCUGGGUCUUGUGCCACUGAUCGUCACCCUAUACUUCCGCCUGACCAUGCCGGAAAGCAAGCCUUAUGAGAAAUACGUGGCUCAGGAGACUUCGCUCAAGCACGACGGCAAACGUGGUCUUCACCAGCAAUGGCGUGACUUCAGAGAAUACUUCUCGGAGUGGAAGCACGCCAAGGUCCUGAUUGGAGUCUGUGCCUCCUGGUUCCUCUUUGACAUCGCCUUCUACGGUAUCAACCUCAACCAAAGUAUCGUUCUCUCCAAGAUCGGUUACGGCAAGGGAGCCACGCCAUGGCACACCCUGUGGAACACGGCGGUCGGCAACGUCAUCGUCUCUGCUGCAGGAUACUUGCCCGGAUUCUACAUUGGCAUCUUCCUCCCCGACCUCAUCGGCCGCAUCAACCAGCAAUUCUGGUGCUGUGUGGGGGUUACCAUCCUCUACGCCAUCUGGGCUGGCGUCACCAACCAUACCUCGACCGGUGGCCUUGUCACUCUUUUUACCCUGUCUCAACUCGUGUUGAACAUGGGUCCCAACUCGACCACUUUCCUCUUGCCCGUCGAAGUCUUCCCCACCCGUGUCCGAGCUACCGCCCACGGUAUCGCAGCCGCCUCAGGAAAACUCGGAGCCAUCGUCACGGCAUUCGCCUUCGGUUCCCUCUCGGACCGCAUUGGUCUCCGCGGCGUUCUCGGGUUUCUGGCAGGCAUCAUGGCCCUGUGCGCUGCUACUACUCUGCUCAUCCCUGAAACCAAGGGUAAGAGCUUGGAUGAGAUCGAGCGCGGAGUGCUCUAUGGCAAGACCGCUAGCGCUGAAAGCGUCCAGACCGACAGCGCCGCGACUUCUCCUGAGUUGUUCGCCAAGGAAGAGGCUUACCCUAAGAACGCUGAUGGAAAGGAUCUUGCGUCCGUCUGAUGCACGGUUCGUACGGGAUAUUACUAUGUUUACUAUGUCUGUGAACAAAGUGAACGGUGGUGACCCCGGCGUCGCGAGGAAUAUUUGGGUAUGCGGUUAUGCUCAGAGCAGGGAACGAAAAGAGAUAGAACUGUCCUUUCUGAUGGGGGAAGCGCUUCUGUACUUUUAUUCAGCCUACACCUCUUCAUCGAGGUGUUUAAUACCACACUAUACAAUGAAA